Physella acuta is the source of this 7234-nucleotide messenger RNA. RefSeq lists its product as uncharacterized. NCBI's taxonomy places the organism in Eukaryota, Metazoa, Mollusca, Gastropoda, Physidae. The record is from RefSeq and is a predicted model, not a curated record. Gene Ontology annotation, cellular component: nucleus. Gene Ontology annotation, molecular function: NAD+ poly-ADP-ribosyltransferase activity.
UCAAUACGUCAAAAUUAUCAUCGACACCGUAUGUUAGAAUACUUCCUUGAAAAAUGUAUAUCAAAACUAAAGGCCUGAGGUCUGAAUACUGUUCAUUGUCCUAAUUUGUUGAUGAUUCCUCAAAUGUUUCUUAUAGACUAGGACUUAUAUCUAGACAGCGACAUUACUACACCCCUUCUUAAACUGGAUAUAGAUUUUCGCCCCAGCUAAUCUACAUGGAUUCCACGCAGGACAAUCCGAUCGUCAUUCAAUCAGAUGAUGAAGAUGAUGAUGAUGAUGUUCUGUUGGUGAAUGAAGAAAAGUCUCCAUCAAAAAAAGAUGAUGAUGAUGUUAUAUUUGUUAUGGAAGAGCCUUCAAAGAAGCAACUUGAAGGAACAUCUGAUAGUGUGGGUAUCUCACUGGGCUCAUCCCAGUCCACACCAGAUGAUGAAGACAGUAGCUUCAGUCCUGCUGCCUUGUUUACAAAUCCUCCAGAUUUCUCAACCAUCGGCGUUAUAGAUGCCAUCAUCCGCCCCUUAGAUCUGUCCCACAACACACCUGCACCACAUUUUUUAGGUGCCAUCUCAGCACCUGUCCCGCCACCUGAUGCUUCCUGUGAUACCCCCAUCAUGCCCUGUGUCAGCUCCGCUCACCCUGCUGAUCCACCCUGCCUUACACAACAGAAUGCCUCACAUGAGGGGCGCAUGGACAAAAGCCAUGAUCAGUUUGCUACCAGUAAACUUGAUCUACCAACCAGCUCAGGUUUCAUCUCCAUUACUGUAGGCCCAGUCUCUGGGCUACCAACCUCCCCCCUGUGUACAAGUGGUAAAAGCUACCUUCAAGUCAAAGAAAGCCUGGACAACUCUGAUAUGCUUAGCACACACGUAACUGGCCCAGUUGCUACCUGUCAUGUGAGUUAUCUGCAUGACAAGGACCUCGGUACUGGUCAGGUAAAAGAUAAAAAAAGGAGAAAGCCUGGCGCUAACAUCAGACCACCUCAAGCUGUAGAAAGUUCCUCUAGUCAGGCCAGGCCAGGCACGUCUGAGAGAGAUGUUGCCAUCAAACUUCCCAGUGAGCACAGCACGCCCCUGCUGCUGACACCUAGCAAAAAGUGCAGCAAUCCUCUCAGGCUUGACUUCGACAACCUCAACUCAGACGAGGUGGACUCCAUUCUACAGUUGCUGCCACCUGACUCGCCUGAUACACUGGCAGAUGCCAAGGGACGCAAGGUUGAGCCGUACAACUUGAGAUCAGAAGAGACCAGCCAGGUGCAUAAUGUCACUGCUUUGUCAUCUCCCUCGGCACUGAAGGAUCCACUAACUAAACCUCUUAACUUUGUUUAUACCUCUAAAGACUUGAGACUGCCAAGUCAAGCGUAUUCUGUGAUAAAUGAUACUUCAGCUCCACGGAUUAAGUCCACUGUGCAACGGGUAAAACAAUCUUCUAAUUUAGAAUCCAUUCCUGAAUCCAUAGCUGGAAAAAAUAUAUGUAAAAAGAAACACUUAACUCUCAGCACUGACAGCCAGAGGUCAAAAUGUAUAUCAAAUGUAACCAUAAGUAGGUCAGAUGUAACUGUAGACAAAUCAGCUAGGGAGACUGUGAUAGCCAGUGACAACCCAGGCUCUAGAAUGGUUGGGACACUCAACUCAAAUUUCUCUCAGCCUUCUCACAGAGUCAAGCUGGCCCUUAAGAUCAAACAAUAUUAUUUCAGUAAACACAGGCGGGCUCACAAAGUGACACAAUGGACCAAUUCUUGUCAGAAAAUAUCUGGUGAAAGAUUUACUAAAGAGCUUUCACCCAGACCUGAGAAAUGUUUCCCAGACACCCAAGAAAACUGGCAAGUCAUUCCCGAGUGUUUCAAUGGAAGCGUCAAAUUAAAAGUGAUCAGAUCCAGAAAGCUAGAGGACGCUAGUGGGGAUGUGGUAGAGAAAAAGCUGAAGAUAGCCCCAGUCAGCACAGAUAAGCAGUUGGUCAAGCGACAGACAAGUGUCCAAGUCCUACAGAGCCCUAAAGGAAAGUUGCCAAUGAAAGCUUUCCAUCGCUCCAUAUCAGACAGUCUGACAUUCACAGACAGCAACAUAACUGUGUCUGUCACAUGUGAAGCUCCCAGCACAUGUGUUACGUGUGAAGCUCCCAGCACCAGCAGGAAACUCUCCAAGUGUGAACUGGGUCAUGGUGUCUGUGUUACUUGUCUAGAGGUUCAGGUCAAGGGCAUUCUUACUGGCAAGGUCAAGCAACGUAACAUUAAGUGUCCUGCAUCAACCUGUGAUAAAGUUGUGACUUCUGAUGAACUGAAGCAGACCCUGCCCCAGUUUGUGGUGGACAUCCUAGAAGAGAAGCUGGACAAGGCCUACUUGAACUACAUCACCAAGUGGAUGUUCACUGAUGAGAAGUUGAAGUCCAGGUCAGAGUUUGCUGUAUCAGAGAGCACCCAGCCGUGUCCUACACUAACCAUGAGAAAGUAUGAAGAAAUCUACAGCCAAGAGUCACGUGAUCCAAUGGAAGACCUGCCCACCUUCUGGGCCCCCAUGGAGCGAGGAUCUCCUAUCAUGGUGUACACAGUGGUACCAGACACAGAGGAAUACAACGCCCUGGCCUUCCAGUUUUAUGAGACCCUCGACUUCCCCAGAUACGAAAUCGUCAGGAUCAUACGCGUGCAGAAUCCCAUUUUGUGGAAGUAUUUUGCCCUGAAACGAAGUGAAAUGGUGCAAGAGAAUGAUGGGAUGGAUGUUACGGAGAGACAGUUGUACCAUGGCACUCACCGCUCCACGCUUGAGGCCAUCGCCAGAAAAGGUUUUGACUGGAGGCUCAGUGGCAAGCACGGAACAGUUUACGGCUGUGGCUCCUACUUUGCCAAGGAGUCGAGGUACUCCCAUGGCUUCACUGACCGUGCGGGGAAUGGAGUGAGUGUGAGGAUGGGAGGGAUGGCUGGACAACACCUUCGGCCAAUGGCCAGUGGCAUGAUGCUACAGAUGAGAGACACGUCGCGCCUGCAGCCUUACAGGUCGCCCUUCUGCACGUUCCUGUCCCAGCCCUCACUGGCUUCCCUCAUAGGCAUUCCCUCCUCCAUUCUGUCCCAGGCCCAGCCCCCUCCAGCCCACUACCACCUGCCUCCCCCACCCCCCGCUCAUGGCCAGCUGUCAUCCCUCCAGGUCCCCGCCCACAAUCAGACUUCUGGCCCUGGCCAACACAGCAAGGCCACCGGCCUGGCCUUCAAUGGCCUGCCGUCUUCCUCGGGGUCAUCAGCAAACCAUUUCAGCUCUGGCUUCACAUCAGUCAGUCAUGUGACCAGCUCUGCUACAGGUCACAUGACCAGCUCUGCUGCAGGUCACAUGACCAGCUCUGCUUCAGGUCACAUGACCAGCUCUGCUUCAGGUCACAUGACCAGUUUAUCUUCGGGUCACAUGACCACUGCUACAGGUCACAUGACCAACUCUGCCACAGGUCACAUGACCAGUUCUGCUUCAGGUCACAUGACCAGUUCUGCUUCAGGUCACAUGACCAGUUCUGCUACAGGUCACAUGACCAGUUUAGCUUUGGGUCACAUGACCACUGCUACAGGUCACAUGACCAACUCUUCCUCAGGUCACAUGACCUCUGCUUCAGGUCACAUGACCAGCUCUGCCACAGGUCACAUGACCAUCUCUUCCUCAGGUCACAUGACCAGCUCUACUACAGGUCACAUGACCAGCGGUGCAGCACCACUUUCAGCCAACCCGUCACACAACCUGGUCCCUAACGUCUCUGUGUGCCCAGCCAGUGCCAACAAGCAAGUGUCAAUGCAAGCCGUCAGAUCAAUGCAACUAGCUGGCUCAAUGCAAGGACUAGCCAAGCCCCAGCAAGCCUCUCUUCUCUUGAACAUUUUGAACUCCCAGCUGUCCCUGCAGCCCCAGUACACAAGUAAACACUUCCAGCCACAGGGCUUCCCCACCCCCAGCAAUGUGUGGGCGGGGCCUGCCUCAGGGUCUGCUGGACUGGCCAGCAGGAACAAGCCGUGCGUGUAUGAAACAAAUGGCAGCCCUCCCCUGGAUCAGCCAAACAAGAGGCAGGGGGACAGGGGGUGCGAGCGGGGCUCAGCUGACCUCUCAUCUGUCUUUGUCAAAGGAGCCAAGUCAGACACGCACUUCAUGUUUGUGGCUCGUGUGCUGGUGGGCCGUCACACAGGUGGCUCGUCUGGCCUGAAGCGGCCCCCACCCCUGGACCCCAGCAACCCCUUGGGGAAAUGUUACGACUCUUGUGUGGACAACAUCUUCUCCCCUCAAGUUUUUGUUAUAUUUGACAGCAAUCAAGCGUAUCCGGAGUAUGUGAUAGAGUACACCUGGACGCGUGACCAGGACAUGUGAUGCUCAUCCAGCCGCCAUCCACUUGUAUCCACUUGUAUCCACUUGUAUCCAUCUCUUGACUAGCAUCCAGUAGUAAACAGAUUUACAGUCUACCUUUUUUCAAUGCACUACCUAGGUUUUACAGACAACUUCAAACUUUUUUUAGAAGUACAAAGUGAACGGAAGGACGAAAAAAUGGUUUGAUUAUAGAAUCAGCAUUAGUUGUUUGUAUCUCCAGUUAUUGUAAACUGGUCAAUGUUUAACCAGUAUCUACCACUGCCUUACUUUGAUGAAACGUGUAGGUCAACCUGGUCGCACAUGGUUGGUUCCAAAGUUGUGCACCCAUUCUUCAGUUAGUUUAAUGUACACCUGUUAGGUUCAAAACUCCAUUUCUCACAGAGAACACUAGAGCUAUUUCAGAUUUGUGCAGAGAGAUUGUACAAAGAUGGUCCAAGUUUUAUUGGUCAAUUUGACACUAAAAAAGUUUGUAACCUCUCUCCCUACAUGUGUGUGAUAAACCAAUGAUCAAGAUUUUUGAUAAAUCAAUGAUCAAGAUUUUUGAUAAACCAAUGAUCAAGAUUUUAUUUUCACAGGGAUCUCCCUGGUUUUUAUAGAAUUUUUUUAUAAAAAAAGAUAAUUUUUGUUGAUGUAAACUAUCAUUAUUUUGUUGACAUAUGAAAGCAUGUGUUGACAUAAAAGAAUGUGAACAUAUAAAACUGUUUCCUGAUAAAGCUUUGUGUUUACUCAUGAAACUUUGUGAUGACUAGAGUCUGCCUGUCUACUUAAACUGCUGAAGCCACCAGGUCUGAAACUUGUCAGGAGUUGUACAGGAGAUGCUCUCCCUUCAUACUAGAAAUACAGGCCAUCAGAUGCUCUCCCUUUAUACUAGAAAUACAGGCCAUCAGAUGCUCUCCCUUCAUACUAGAAAUACAGACCAUCAGAUGCUCUCCCUUCAUACUAGAAAUACAGGCCAUCAGAUGCUCUCCCUUCAUACUAGAAAUACAGACCAUCAGAUGCUCUCCCUUCAUACUAGAAAUACAAGCCAUCAGAUGCUCUCCCUUCAUACAGGCCAUCAGAUGCUCUCCCUUCAUACUAGAAAUACAGGCCAUCAGAUGCUCUCCCUUCAUACUAGAAAUACAGACCAUCAGAUGCUCUCCCUUCAUACUAGAAAUACAAGCCAUCAGAUGCUCUCCCUUCAUACUAGAAAUACAAGCCAUCAGAUGCUCUCCCUUCAUACAAGCCAUCAGAUGCUCUCCCUUCAUACUAGAAAUACAAACCUGAUGUACUGGCUGCACUAGUUUAAGGCUGUUACAUCUGCACUUUGGUGCACAAGUAUAAGGCCUUGAUGUUGUAUACAGAUGUUAUUUGAACACAUACACAGAAGCAACAGUGCUGAUUAAAACGCUGGAGGCUGACUUGCUUCAAAUCUAUCCAGUACUGUAGACAGCUUCUCAGAACAAUUGUAGUUACCUCUGUCAUAUUGUAUAUAUUUGUGAUCAUUUGCUGAACUAACUUUGGAAGUCAUGGACAUCAAAAUGAAUAUCCCCUAGCUGUGAUUUGGAUUAUAUCUUUUCUUCCAUACAACGGAUACAUUACUCUUUUUCUAAUGGAAAUUCCUUUCAUUAAUUGAUGUUAAUUAUGCUCAAUUAUUUGACUUGCUUCAUGUGACUAAAUCAAUCUAAUCAUUAAUUGUAUGUUUUACAUAAUUAUCAUAUUAGGCAAAACGUUAAUGCUUUUAGUUUAAAAAUCAUUGUAUUUCCUUAUUUGUAUCCCAUUGUAUUUCCUGAUCUGUAUCCCAGCGUGGUUCCUUUUGUCAUAGUCAUAAACAAGCUGUGGGACUUUCACCAAACGCCUAAUGUAUAUUUUUCAAAGUUAUUAGAUUAACUCAAGUGUUAGAUUUAAAAAAUUGUGUUUGAUCAAUGUCAUGAUAGGGACGGUAUGUUAGAUUUUUAAAUAACUUAAAAAAUUGUGUUUGAUCAAUGUCAUGAUAAGAACUGUGUGGUCUAAUGGUGAAGCUUAGACUGCCAGCCCCAAAGUUUUGAUCCCUGAGCCCACCCAACUGUAAUGAGUACCUGACUUAGGUGAGAGAAACAAAAGCGCUGGACAUAGUGUAGAACACACUAUCCCCUUGUAUGCUGGGAGGGGGGUCAUGAAUAAGUUGCUCACACUUCAUCUGCCUCACGAAGGGAAAAAGAUGAUGAUUAUGAAUGUGAUGAAAUAUUCUUGUAUAACUUGUGAAUGUUCCUUAUGAGUUCUAGUCCAAACAGUGUUAGAAAUUGACCUAAAUAUUUCUGGCUUCCUUUUUAAAGUCUUCUUCCGUUUUUUAAAACACUGUGCACAUGUUCUAUGAAUUUCUCCAAUGUGAUGUUGUAUCAAAUGUCAAAAAUACUUUCCUCAACCAUAUAUCUAUUUGUAUUAAUUAGUCGAAAUGCUCUCCUUUGUAAAGAGCAAUGGGCAACAACUUUUGUCUGGAACCAGGUUGUCAACAUCCAAUACCCAGCGACAAACAUCUGUGGCUGCUGAUAGUUAACAUAAUGAGUGUAUACAUUAUUGGGUGUGAGCACUUAGUAAGUGUAUACAUUAUUGGGUGUGAGCACUUAGUGAGUGUAUACAACAUUGGGUGUGAGCACUAAGUGAGUGUAUACAACAUUGGGUGUGAGCACUAAGUGAGUGUAUACAACAUUGGGUGUGAGCACUAAGUGAGUGUAUACAACAUUGGGUGUGAGCACUUAGUAAGUGUAUACAUUAUUGGGUGUGAGCACUUAGUAAGUGUAUACAUUAUUGGGUGUGAGCACUUAGUGAGUGUAUACAACAUUGGGUGUGAGCACUAAGUGAGUGUAUACAACAUUGGGUGUGAGCACUAAGUGAGUGUAUACAACAUUGGGUGUGAGCACUAAGUGUAUACAACAUUGGGUGUGAGCACAAAGUGAGUG